This is a messenger RNA of Episyrphus balteatus (marmalade hoverfly), 1649 nucleotides long. RefSeq names its product protein tailless (gene tll). Gene Ontology annotation, biological process: anatomical structure development; cell differentiation; positive regulation of transcription by RNA polymerase II. Gene Ontology annotation, molecular function: RNA polymerase II cis-regulatory region sequence-specific DNA binding; nuclear receptor activity; zinc ion binding. The record is from RefSeq and is a predicted model, not a curated record. Bases 97 to 1353 code for a protein of 418 amino acids. NCBI's taxonomy places the organism in Eukaryota, Metazoa, Arthropoda, Insecta, Diptera, Syrphidae. The transcript is spliced from 2 exons.
AUUCAAACUGUUGAAGUGAAUUGAUCUCAUCACUAAAAGUCAGGAAAAUAUACAAAAAAAGUUAAAAGUUAAAACUUCUUAGUUCCCAAAGACAUUAUGGAUCCGUUCAUGAAAUCAAACGAGGUUAUUGAACAAAAAAACAAUACAUUUCGUUUAGGAACUGUGACAUCAAGUCGCAUUCUAUACCAUUUACCAUGCAAGGUAUGCUUGGAUAAUAGUUCUGGAAAACAUUAUGGAAUUUAUGCAUGCGAUGGAUGUGCAGGAUUUUUUAAACGCUCUAUCCGACGGAACCGUCAAUACGUUUGCAAAUCCCAGAAAAAAACGCUGUGUGUUGUUGACAAGGCACAUCGCAAUCAAUGUCGAGCUUGCCGUUUGAAGAAAUGCUUUGAUGCUGGUAUGAACAAGCAUGCGGUACAGCACGAACGUGGCCCAAGGAACUCAACAUUAAGACGACAUUUGGAGAUCUACAAAGAAACUAUGGUAGCCGAUAUGCCUCUUCACUAUUCCCAGGGCUUAAUUAUAAAUUCAGCAUUAGGAGGAUUAGCGGAGUUUCAAAUUCCCACUUCAAUGUGUUUUCCACCAAAUGGUUUAGACCUUACACUGCCCCGAGGAGUACAUCAUCCGCCCAGCUUUAAUCUUAGCUACAUGAAUUCAAUUCAUAAUAAGCCGUUUCAACCAACAUCAUCAUCACUAUCACAAGCAGAUCACAUCAAGGAAACUGCUGCCGAAAUUUUAUUUAAAAAUUUUAACUGGAUACAAAAAAAGGCAACAUUCAAACAGCUCCCCAUGUCAGAUCAACUGGAACUGCUUGAAGACUCGUGGAAAGACCUUUUUAUAAUUGGAAUGGCCCAAUGUUCAAUAGCAAUGAAUGUAGAGCAAAUUCUUCAUACAUAUGAAUCGGAGAAUCCAAAUAAGGAUAUAGUGCGAAUUGUGUCAAGUGAAAUGCAAGUGUUCCGGGAUGUAAUUCAUCAAUUUCAUUUAUUAAAACUCGACAACGAUGAAUAUGAAUGUUUGCGAGAAAUUAUGCUCUUUAAAAAACCAGCGAAUGUUAUUAAUCAUCAAGAUCACCAAAGUUCAAUAAGUUCAAGCUCAUCAUCAGAUUCUCAUAAUUUAAUUGAAACGGUUAGAAUAUUACAACUUUAUGAAGAAGCUAAUUGCGCUUUUCCCAAAUAUAUCAAAAGUGCUCAUGGUACACAUUUAACAAAGUUAGGCAGUAUUAUGCGAACUGUAACAGAAAUGAAAAAUGUAUCUACUUUUACAAUAGAGGAAGUAUUUUUCCGACAAACUAUCGGUCACAUACCAAUAAUACGAUUAAUUUCUGAUAUGAAUAAAAUUGGAAGCCGAAAUUCGUGAAAGAUGAUGCUGCAAUCUUGAUGUGUACUAAUCUUAAAAGAAUGCCUUAUUAAAUUUGGUAGAAAAUCUGUGAUAAAAUAAUCACAAAAUUAUGUUCAACAAAAUAAUAUUAACGUAGUGUAACCUAAGUUACAAAAAGGUACAAAAUAUUGUGAAUUUCGUGAAAAAAUGUACGACUAGGUGACACGAAAUUACUAAUAGUAAAAGUUGCAAAGAGUGUUAAAGCUUUUAACAAGAAUAGUUUAUAGAAAAAAAGGUUUAAUUUAAUUAAAUAAGAAAUGUAUAAAAAUAAAAAA